AUUUAAUACCCUCUUGACAUUGGACAAUUGACUGAUUAUAUAUAGGACAGACGGUCAAUCGAUAGGGACAGUUUAGGUACUACUUAGUACUUACGAUUAAUGUAAAAAUCGUGACUCCGUACUUUAAAGAUAAGCUCCAAAAGGGCCGAUGGCGCUAACUUAGUGAGGGUGCGGGUGGUGACUAAGCAGGAUGAGGACGGAUUUCGCCCGAAGACUACGACUUUCACCUCAUUCAAAUCCCUCUCAGGCACGCCUGUCCCUGCGCUCCUUGCCAACAACCUUCGUUUUCCUCGGCGGUUUGACGAAAGAUCUUAGGUAUCACAUAGCUAGGUCGCAUACGAUUGUCGGUCAAGUCCUGAGCUAUCGAAGCAGGCCCGAACUUGACUGUUGGAGGUUACCGUCGCAUUAGUUCGUGGCAACCGACCGCUGCGACGGAAACACCCUGCCCUGGUGAUAAGCCAACGACAACACAUCCACAUUACCCGCCGGACGUGAUAGGCCCGCACGUUUGCUUUUUCGUCGAGAAAGGAGAGACCGAGUUGAUUACCUGAUUUGACAAGGCUUGUCUACGAAGUUCUGUCCCAGCGACUAUGUCCAACCAGCAGGUGGGCACGGUGUUCGAUCGUGUCAUCCAAGAAGUCUGCGAUGGUUCUCAGGUAGAUUUCGAGGAGAGCGGAGUGGACCAGCAGACAUUGCUAGAUUUGAGGAAGAGCUGGCAGAAAAAACUCUCGUCCCUGGGUGUCGCUCAUUUCCCUUGGGACCCUCCACCACCUCAGCCAGCCCCUCCUCAGCCUCAGAACCAGAAUCAAAUCCUUCCCCCUAGUGCGACCGUACCCUCUAAUGCUCCACGACCCGCUCCUCCUCAAAACCCUCAACAACAUGUUCCCCCUCCGCAGUCAAUGCCUCAGUCAAUGCCUGGCACCGCGCCUCCGUUACAAGUCCCCACACCGGUCGGGGCAGCACCUAAUGCCAUGGGCCAAGCGCCACACAUCAAGACGGAGCCUGGAAUGAAUGGCCAAACCAGCUUGCCCCCUAUGAGUAACAUGAUGCCUACGAACACUUCAAAUGCCCAGUCGGCGCGAGAACGUGCUGCCAACAUGCUACACCAGAGAUACGGCGCGGCCGCUGCCAACUCGGUCAGUCAGUUGCAAGCCCAGUCGCAAGCUGCCAUGACAAUGCCAGGACAGGCCCGUCCCCAAAAUUUACCACAUGUACCGAAUGGACAGGCGCCACAUAUCAAGCAAGAACCAGGUUACCCUCCUGUUUCUCAACCCCCCUUGAAUAACACACAAACAGACGGUGCCAGUGACGAUGCACUGUCAGCAUGGAAAGCAGAGGUUGCGCGAAGGCGUGAGGCUGCUGAACGUCAGAAUGGGGAAGGCGACAGGGUUCUCCGUGAGCAUCUGAAACAGCGCAUGCUUCAGCUUGAGGGAGGAGGCCUUCUGUUGCCAUUGGAGGAGCGCCAGGAUUCAUCAGGAGCACCUACCCGUGAACUUGCGACAGACGCCGCGGUCCCUUCGGACUCAAGCACCUCGGUAUCGUCUUCCUCUAAAGUAGUCCGAGCUCAAUAUGACGGCCCGGGAGGUGAUGAUGAGAGAGAUGAAGACGAUGAAGAUGCCAUCAACUCUGACCUCGAUGAUCCGGAUGACCUCGUUGCUGAUGACCAUGAAGCGGAAGAUGCCGUCGGCCAAGUCAUGCUCUGCACGUACGACAAGGUCCAGAGGGUGAAGAACAAGUGGAAGUGUACCUUGAAGGACGGUAUUCUGACGACUGGUGGCAAAGAAUAUGUCUUCCACAAAGGUCAGGGCGAAUUCGAGUGGUAGGUCCCCAGUGUUCCUGUCCACCCAUAGCCACACUGUCUGAAAAUCCGGGUUCCCUUUUCUUUCUUUUCAUUUGUCUUAGCCAUGUUCAUUCAUCUUCCCAAUCUGUAAAAACCUUCUCCUAUUUGUCUACCAUUUUCAACCAAGGCAAAUCACAGUACGGACACACGAUGACACCCAAGGGUAGUCGGUGCAAACGGAAAUAACCCUCUCAAUGAUUCUUUUUUAUGAAGUACAUCAGGACGUUUGCGGCACGAGACUUCAUUCUUCUUCAUGUUACCCUUAGUUUGGAUGCACAUGGCGCUUUAUGCAGGGGAUGGCUAUUUUCUUUUCUUCUUUGGUGUACUAGAAUAAUUCUACUUUCAAAUGGGAUUUUUGCUUUGUUGUCGCUACAUCGUGACCAGGUCAGCUGA
Molecule: messenger RNA, 2233 nt
Organism: Aspergillus caelatus
Lineage: Eukaryota; Fungi; Ascomycota; Eurotiomycetes; Eurotiales; Aspergillaceae
Product: transcription initiation factor IIA large subunit
Exons: 4
Coding region: 591-1823 (410 amino acids)
Biological process (GO): transcription by RNA polymerase II; transcription initiation at RNA polymerase II promoter
Cellular component (GO): transcription factor TFIIA complex
Source: RefSeq, a predicted model, not a curated record